This is a messenger RNA of Pocillopora damicornis (cauliflower coral), 2086 nucleotides long. Its product is annotated as D-3-phosphoglycerate dehydrogenase. Gene Ontology annotation, biological process: L-serine biosynthetic process. NCBI's taxonomy places the organism in Eukaryota, Metazoa, Cnidaria, Anthozoa, Scleractinia, Pocilloporidae. Gene Ontology annotation, molecular function: NAD binding; phosphoglycerate dehydrogenase activity. The record is from RefSeq and is a predicted model, not a curated record.
GAAAAUUUAAUUUUCCACAGUGAUUGAGCGCACAUAUUCGCAAACUGUUGAAACAGGAUGGCGUUUUCUCUAAAUCUUAAGCGUGUUUUGAUCAGUGACAGUGUGGAUAACUGUUGUAAAACCAUUCUGGAAGCGAAUGGAAUCGCCGUGGAUCUUAAGACGAAGCUCACCAAAGAAGAACUUCUUGCAGCAAUUCCUAACUAUGACGGUCUGAUUGUCCGAUCCGCAACAAAAGUAACGGCUGAAGUGAUCAGAGCUGGAAAAAAUCUUAAAAUUAUAGGUCGCGCUGGAACAGGCGUUGACAACAUCGACAUCCCGGCUGCCUCUCUUCAAGGAAUUAUUGUCAUGAACACACCAGGAGGCAAUACAAUUAGUGCCGCUGAACAGACUUGUGUACUUAUCAGCACCCUUGCAAGACAUACAGCUCAGGCAGAUGCCUCCAUGAAAGCAGGAAAAUGGGACAGGAAGAAGUACAUGGGAAGUGAACUACUUGGCAAGACAUUAGCAAUUGUAGGAUUAGGAAGGAUUGGAAGAGAAGUUGCUCAUCGCAUGCAAUCCUAUGGUGUGACGACCAUUGGAUAUGAUCCAAUUGUUCCUGCAGAAGAGUCUGCAAAAUAUAACAUUGAAUGGAUGGAACUGGACCAGCUGUGGCCAAAAGCAGAUUACAUUACUGUGCAUACACCUCUUAUACCACAGACAAAGGGCCUUUUAGGGGAUAAGACUUUCCCACUCUGUAAAAAAGGUGUGUAUGUGGUCAACUGUGCUCGUGGUGGUAUCAUUGAUGAGGCUUCUCUGCUGAGGAAUUUGGAAUCAGGGCAGUGUGGUGGAGCAGGUCUGGAUGUGUUUGAAACUGAACCUCCCACUGGAGUAUCUGCCCAGCUGGCCCAACAUCCUAAAGUCAUAGCUUGUCCUCACCUUGGUGCCAGCACAGUGGAGGCACAAACUAGAGUUGCCAAGGAGAUCGCUGAGCAGUUUGUUGAUGCUGUACAAGGGAAGUCCCUCUUUGGUGUGGUCAAUGCCACAUUCUUAGCAGAUGCCCUCAAGCCUCAGGCCCAGCCUUGGUUGAGCUUGGGAGAAAAACUGGGUAAGGUGGCAGCAUGCCUCUCUCAGGGAAAAGUUGCCAAGGCAACAGUAACAACUUAUGGUGCUGAUAUGAAACCUGCUGGACGUUACAUCACAGCUGCCGUGUCAGCAGGAAUUAUGGGAAGUGAGGCUAAUUUAGUGAAUUCUUCUGUAAUGGCCAAAGAGAAGGGAUGUCAGGUAUCAUCCACCCAUAUGGAUACAGUAGGUCUCCCAUAUCCUGCUGCAGUGUCCAUCACAUUCAACUGUGAUGGCAAAGAUACUACUUUAACUGGAACAGUGGUGGGUCUUGAUGUACCAGUGCUUGUUAAGUUUGACAGCCUGGUGUUCUCUGGUGCAGUGCCACUCUCUGGAAAUUUGUCCUUCGUUAAGGGAAGUCCUGGGAAGGUUUUAGCUGACCUUGUGCCAAAAUUUGGAGAGAAUGGUUCUAUCAACUAUGUCCAUGUGGCUGGAGGGGGUGCAGAGAGUAUUGUUGUUGUCAGUACUUCCUCACAAAUCUCAGCUGGUUACCCCUGCAUUGCUCUGUGAACUGAGUGUUUGGUCUCUAGUGUGAAUGACCUCUCCUAGUGUUUGUUAAGUCAAAUUAGAUUCAACAAUAAUUCGUAUAGUUUUGCAACCAAACUGCAAAUGUAGUUGCCUUGUUGUGUAAGAUCUAGUUCAGACUUGCAUCUGCUCUUGUUGGCAAUUCAGAACAUGAAAAGUGAGACAUCUAAUCAGUUUAAGAAUAACAAUUUCAGUUUGUAAUGGCUCUGCCACUUUUUCAGAUGGGAGGGGAUUUUGACUCUAGAAGGACUUUGAUUCAAAUACUGAACUGAGCUCACCAUAUGCCAAACUUAAUGCAUAAGUUAUGAUAAAUGUUUGGUGAAACUGUUGGUAAUAUAUGAUUGCCUGAAUCAAGAGGCAUUCUUAUGGGUCAGUUCAGAGUAGAAUGGAGUGGAGCUCAUGAAAACUUUAGUGUCUGGAAUGGACCUAAGUUACGGCGUUGUUAAUGAUUAGAAAUGAAAAA